Molecule: messenger RNA, 5048 nt
Organism: Centrocercus urophasianus (Greater sage-grouse)
Lineage: Eukaryota; Metazoa; Chordata; Aves; Galliformes; Phasianidae
Gene: TMC1
Product: transmembrane channel like 1
Exons: 24
Coding region: 1888-4746 (952 amino acids)
Biological process (GO): detection of mechanical stimulus involved in sensory perception of sound; vestibular reflex
Cellular component (GO): plasma membrane
Molecular function (GO): mechanosensitive monoatomic ion channel activity
Source: RefSeq, a predicted model, not a curated record
GGGACCCCGCGUGGGCUUCCCCCCUCGGAAAGGAGGAAGCUGCUGGGCGCUCCCGUGUUACCUCCUGGCACCGAGGGAUUGAAAUUUAUGUUCUGGCUGGUGAAUUUGUGCCUGGUCGGACCUCGAGAUAACGCAUUUAUUGUGCCGGAUUGCGCGAAGCGCGUGUUUCCAGGGAGACGAGAGCAGAGGCGCGCCUGCUGGGUGCUGCUGCGCCUACUUGCACGGAGGAGGUGGCACCCAGCUGGGUGGGAGAGUGGCAUCGCUGUGGGCAGUGUGGGGCUGGGACAAAAGUCAAAGGAAAGAGAAUAAAAAAUCUGUGUGAGCAGAAGAGAUGCCUGCUUACUGUGGGCGAGGGAGCUCUGGCGCGGGCUGCCCAGGGGCUGUGGAGUCUUCUCGGCGGUCUCCGGAAGCCUGGGCAGCCUGCUCUGUGUGUCCCUGCUGCAGCAGGGGCAGGAAUCACGGGUUGGCAGGUGGUCCUUCGGGUCCUGCCGACCUCAACAACGCCGUGUUUCUGAGAAUCCUAUUUUUUUAGGCUUCCUGCUCUCGUAGAGAGCAACAUAGGGUGGUUGUGCCUUAAAAGCUCAUAUGGGAGGUUGUGCCAUUGUUGUUUGCUCUAUCAUUGUAAACUAAGGCCAGAAUUAUUUUUUUUAAGGAAGUCUAUGAAGGGGAAAGUACUUCUGUUUAUCCAGGCAUUACAUUCUUGAAAAUAGAUCUUCAGCUGUAAAACACAGAGUAGCUUUCGAUAAAUAUUCUGAGCAAUUCAGCUUUAAAUGCAGCUUCCACCUGUAUUGAGGAUACUUGGAGAUUAGUGUAUUGGAUAUAUUUAUGGGCCUUUGCUUAACUUCUUAACCCCCCAAAAAAAGGUUUGAAAUGCACGGCACUGUGUAAAACGGAUUACUGAAAUUACUAGAGUCUUUCUUUUUUUUUUUUUUUGGCCUGACGCCUUUGGGAGAUGAUCUUCUUAUCUUCCUUGCUUGUGGGAAAGAUGUCUCCUGAGGCCCAGAGGAUUCUGAGGUCUUAUUGCUACAGAACAGUGAUGAGUAUUUGGAGCAUCUCCUCUGUUAUCUGAAACAUUUGGGCUGCCCUCAAUGUCAGUAGUACAGAAUAAUUCCAUCAUUGUGAGGAAAAAAUGUAAGUGCUGUUUGACUUACAGUGCAGAAGAGAACUCUUUUGAAAGCAGUACUCUCAAGGGGAUCUGUAUGUCUUAUGAAACAGAAGGCAAAAAUGCUGCAGCAUUUCCCCCGUAUGGAAGAGAACUUUCUAUUUAAAUUGCUGAUUAUAUUAAGUGACUGAAUCAUACUCUCCUUCAAAGCAAACCACAGCAUAACUGAAAAGAAAAAGGAAAAAAAAAAAAAGGAAUAAUGAAAUAAUAAUGCAUUUUACUUAACUCAAAGAGCCUAGCACAUUAAGAAUGCUGUAAGCUACUUCCUAACUCAUCUGGAAUGUUUGGGACCUUAAAAGGAGACCAGAGUAAUUCCAGUACAUUACCCAACAAAGAGCUGAGAUGUCAAAAAAAUAUUUCCAUCUUUAGAAGCCACAACUUUAGAAGGGAGUAGUUUUGGACUACUCAGUUUGUCUACUCAGUGUCAUUGCAGGAACCUGACUCCAGUAUUCCAUGGUCACUACAGCAUCACGGCUGUGUGUCCUUUCUGGCUGGCACACCUACUGCCUGUAUGACAAGAAGUUACCUGUGACACCCUUCAGAUGUCUCCUGGACCGGCUGUGUUUGAACAUGUUAAAAGUUGGGUCGGUGAAACUUCAGCACCAACUGUGCAGUGACAGACGGGACAAAGUUGAUGUGGAUAACACUUUAUAACAGACCGCUCAACCUUCAGACAAUCUCCUAUACUGGUGGCAACUGGAGCAGCCCUGUGAAAUACAGUCACAAUGCCUAAAAAUGAAAAGCCAGCCACCAAUGAAGGAAAUGAUGCCAGUGAGGUCGACAAUGAAGAAGACAGUGCAGCCGAGAAUCAAGAAAAUGACAGAGGAGCAGAUAAAGAGAGGAAGAGAGCAAAACCAAGAACCAGAAGGGGACAUGGAAGAGGAAGAGUCAGGCAUGGUGGUGAGGAGGAUGGAGAUGAUGAAGAUGGAACAAGGAGAGCUGGGCAACGCAGGCAAAGAAACCGGAGAGGACGGAGCCGAGCAGGUGGAAAUGAGGGCAGUGAUUCUGAGGGGGAUCCUACAAAAGCCAGGAAGAACCAGGCAAAUCAAAAAUCAAAGGAAGAUGGUGAAGAAGAGGAAGAUGAAAAAGGGGGUAAGAGUGGGAAAGGCAAAAAUGAGAAGAAACAGGACAAAAAGGCUGAUAAGAAAGGGAAGAAAGAAAAGGCCAACAAGAAGAAAAAGGACAAAAAGAAAUCAGGAUCUGGCUCUGAUUCUGACUCUGAGGAGGAGCCGAUUACUGAGGAGGAAUUGGCCAAACUGAAAGAAGAGGUAGAAGAAAAAAAGAAGCUAAUCGCCACAUUACGAAACAAGCCAUGGAAGAUGAAAAAGAAGUUGUCAGUUCUAAAAGAAGCGCAGCUUUUUGUUGAAAAAUUUGAAGGUGCUCUUGGAAAAGGAAAGGGAAAAAAGUUCUAUGCGUACAAAGUGAUGAUGACCAAGAAAUGGAUGAAAUUCCAAAGAGAUUUUGAGAAUUUUAAGACAGCCUGCAUACCCUGGGAAAUGAAAAUUAAAGAGAUUGAAAGUCACUUUGGGUCAUCGGUAGCAUCUUAUUUCAUAUUCUUACGCUGGAUGUAUGGAAUAAACAUGAUUCUCUUUGGGCUGACGUUUGGACUUGUAAUGGUGCCUGAGGCAUUGAUGGGAAAGCCAUAUGGCUCUUUACCUAGAAAAACUGUUCCAAGAGCUGAAGAAGCUACAGCUAUGAACUUUGCUACCCUUUGGGAUUUUAGUGGCUUUGCACAGUAUUCUGUGCUUUUUUACGGUUAUUACAAUAAUCAGAGGACAAUUGGAUGGCUCAAGUUCAGGAUGCCUCUUUCCUAUUUCCUUGUUGGCGUUGGGACUAUUGGCUACAGCUUUAUGAUUGUCAUUCGAACAAUGGCAAGGAAUGCAAAUGAUGAUGGUGGUGGGGAUGAUACUAGCUUUAAUUUCAGCUGGAAAAUGUUCACAAGCUGGGACUACCUGAUUGGCAAUCCUGAGACAGCAGAUAAUAAGUUUGCUUCCAUCACUACCAGCUUUAAGGAAGCUAUCGUGGAGGAGCAGGAGAGCCGAAAGGAGGAAAAUAUUCACUUGACUCGGUUCCUGAGGGUGCUUGCUAACUUCUUAGCCAUGUGCACACUUGCUGGGAGUGGCUACCUCAUAUUUUUUGUUGUGAGAAGAUCCCAGAAAUUUGCCCUGGAAGGUCUGGAGAACUACGGGUGGUGGGAAAGAAAUGAAGUAAACAUGGUCAUGUCACUUUUGGGAAUGUUCUGUCCAACCUUAUUUGAUGUAAUCAGUUCUCUGGAAAACUACCACCCUCGAAUAGCUCUAAGAUGGCAGCUUGGACGCAUAUUUGCUCUUUUUCUUGGCAAUCUCUACACUUUCAUUAUUGCCCUAAUGGAUGAAAUCAAUCUCAAGUUGGAAGAAGAAAAGAUAGUCAAGUAUAACAUGACAAUAUGGGAAGCCAGUCUGUACAAUGGCACUAUUCCAGAAAAUUCAACUGCUCCUCCAAUACAGGUGGACCCUGCAGAUGUUCCUAGAGGACCAUGUUGGGAAACAAUGGUAGGCCAGGAGUUUGUACGGCUGACAGUCUCUGACACGAUGACAACAUACAUCACAAUUCUAAUUGGUGAUUUCUUGAGAGCUGUCUUUGUUAGGUUUUUCAAUUACUGCUGGUGCUGGGACUUGGAAUAUGGAUUUCCAUCAUAUUCAGAAUUUGAUAUAAGUGGGAAUGUGCUCGGACUGAUAUUUAAUCAAGGCAUGAUCUGGAUGGGGUCUUUUUAUGCUCCAUGUCUCCCAGCAAUCAAUGUGUUCCGACUCCAUACUUCAAUGUACCUGCAGUGCUGGGCAGUGAUGUGCUGCAAUGUUCCCCAGGAGAGAGUCUUCAAAGCCUCCAGAUCAAACAAUUUCUACAUGGCCAUGUUGCUUUUCAUUCUCUUUCUUUCUACACUGCCUGCUGUGUACACCAUUGUCUCCAUUCCACCAUCUUUUGACUGUGGCCCUUUCAGUGGGAAAACAAGAAUGUUUGAAGUCAUAUCAGAAACUCUGGAGCAUGACUUCCCUUCUUGGUUUGGGAAGGUAUUUGGUUAUGCCUCUAACCCUGGACUCAUCCUACCUUUUAUAUUACUGAUGGUCCUGAGUAUUUAUUAUCUUAAUGCUACAUCCAAGUCCUACAAGGAAGCUAACCUGGAACUUAAAAAGAAACUACAAAGUCAAGCAGAAGAAAAUAAAAGAAGAAAUAAACAAAAGGCGCAAAAAUCAAAUGAACAAGAGGAAAAUCCAUUUGAGACAGAGCCACCACAGUCAAAGCAAAAAGAAGGCAAGCAAGAUGAAUCUGCUGCAAAUCAAGAUAACAAGAAAGAACAGAGUGGCAACGAAGCAAAAAAAACAGGUCAGCAACAGGAAGGAAGUUCCUCUCAGGCACCACAGCAUCCAGGCACUGCCCCGAAUGGCCACAAUCCACCACAGGGCAGAGGAAACUUUCUUCCCCCACCCAUUGCUGUGACUCGGCCACCAGGGCCACGAGGGUAUGCGGCACCAGGCUAUCUACCUGGGCACCCACGCUUUCCAGGGGUACAGCCAGGAAUGCCCAGGGGACCUCCCCACUACAGAUAAGGAAGCUGUCUGUCCUUUUCUGGUAUGUUAUAAGAUACAGGACACCAAGGGAGACAGGAGUGAUCUUGACUUGCAAAAAUACUCCUUGAAGUACAGAACUCUGUUCUAUUUAUUAUAAAUCUUCAUCUGCAUAUUCAUGUGCUUCAUUUUUUUGUGGGAUGGAAAUUUCCGGCAGAAAAAAAAAAUGCAUCUGUCUACUUGCUUUUAAAGAUAUUGCAAAAAAUGUGUUAGCUGUGUCAAAAUGUCACAAAACUUAAGGUAUGUAUUGGAAAAUAUUAUUGGGAAAAUAAAAAAUAUUUUGU